CGUCCCGCCGCCGCUCAUUGCCGCCGCUUCUGCCGUCGUCACCGUCGCCUCCGCCGCCGCCGCCGCCGCCGCCGUCGCCGGAGCUGCAGUUUCGACCGACGACCAGACGGUUUUGUUCGUCUCGGCCAGGCGACUCCAACGCCGCAGAGAUCGCCGCCAUCGGAGUUCUCACGCGCCUCCACGCGCCGCCGCAAGCUCCGGCAGCCGCCACCUCUCCGCCGCGCGUGACGGCGCGUCGCCGGUCGUUUUCUGCGCCGAUCAACUUCGCCUGAAUCGCCUUCUUGAGCUCUUUCUGAAUCUGUGGUUGUUGUUUCAAUCGGAGCACCUUGAAUUUUUAGGGUUUCUCCCUCUAUGGCUUCUUCCGCUGCCAAUUCGGGUGUGUCAUCUUCAAGCACUCCGCUGUCUGAACCCUCUGUUUAUACCAACUACGUCAAUGUGCAUUUAUCCAUUGACAAGUUGGAUGGCACAAAUUACGCGACAUGGGCAUCCGAUAUCAAACUUUGGCUCAAGAGUCAAGGAUAUGAAGAUCAUCUCACCCAGAGUGUAACUACAGUUGCUGCAGAUGAAGUUUCCCGCUGGACGAAAAUUGAUGCCCAAUUAUGCAUCGUCAUUAAGUCCACCAUUAACUCUUCGCUGAAACAAAUGUUUCGUUCAUAUGAAACAUGUUCAGACGUUUGGGCACAGGCCAAGUUGUUAUACACCAAUGACACUCAGCGUCUUUAUGGUGUUUGUCAGGAUCUUUUCAAAGUUGUUGCUCCGCAAAGUCCUGGACCCAUGGCUGAAUAUUUGGGCAAAAUUCAUGCCCUUCUGCAUGAGUUUAAUGAGUUAUUGCCUCCGGCCUCCACUCCAGCUGAAGAACUUGAGCAACGGUCAAAGUUCUUUAUGUUGUUGGCAUUACAUGGUCUUUCUGAUGAAUAUUCCCAUGUUCGCGACCAGAUUUUGGGGUCUCCUGUUGUGCCCAACUUCACUGCUACUAGUUCUGCCCUUUUACGUGUGCCAAGAAAACAAAUCAUUGAUACAUCUACUUGUGCUGAUGAUUCAUCAGUCUUGGUCUCUCAGCGGGAUGAUCGCAAUCGUUCUCGCAAGCCGGGAAAGGGACGACCCAAGUGUGACCAUUGUGGCAAAUUAGGCCACAAGAUUGACAAAUGUUAUGCUCUACAUGGACGUCCUCCUCGGUCUGCUGCAGUAGUUCACUCUGAUCCUCCUCCCCGCAGGGCACCCUGCCAUUUUCAACGACUUUCUCAAAUGGUAUGAGGAACGUCAGAGUUCUAGUUCCACUACAUCUGCCUCUGUUGCACGCACAGGUACAUCAUUCGUUGGCCUGACUCACUCUGAUUCUCUUGGUCCUUGGGUUCUUGACUCAGGCGCCACAGACCAUAUUACUGGACCGGAGUUCGAGACACAUGAUUGGCACCGGAUGUGAGUCUCAUGGUCUGUAUCAUCUUCGUCCUCCUUCACAUGUUGGCGCAGCUAUGGAAUCACCAUCCCUUCUUCAUGCACAAUUUGGUCAUCCCAGCCUUGCCAAACUGCAACAACUUGUCCCCAACUUGUCCAAGUUAUCUAGUUUGUCGUGUGAGUCUUGUCAAUUAGGAAAGCAUAGUCGUAGUUCGUUUCCUUGUAGUGUCUCACAAUGAGCUUUGUCCCCUUUUGCAUUAGUUCAUUCGGACAUUUGGGGACCUAGUCGUGUUAAGUCUACUUUAGGUUUUCAGUAUUUUGUUACUUUUAUUGAUGAUUAUUCAAGAUGUACUUGGUUAUAUUUAAUGAAAAAUCGUUCUGAGUUGUUCUCUAUUUUUCAAUCAUUCUUUCAUGAAAUUAAAACACAGUUUGGGGUUUCUAUUCGAAAUUUGCGGAGUGAUAAUGGUCGUGAAUAUCUCUCUCAAUCCUUCAAACAUUUUAUGGCUUCUCAGGGCAUUCUUCAUCAAACAUCAUGCGCUUAUACACCCCAACAAAAUGGAGUGGCUGAGCGCAAGAAUAGGCACCUUAUUGAAACAACUCGCACUCUUUUAAUUCAUGGUGCAGUUCCUUCACAUUUUUGGGGUGAUGCGGUUCUUACUGCUUGUUAUCUUAUUAAUCGCAUGCCUUCUUCAGUCUUGCAUAACCAAGUUCCUCAUUCUAUUUUAUUUCCUCACGACCCUCUUCACCCUUUACCUCUUAAAGUCUUUGGGUCCACAUGUUUUGUUCAUGAUUUUAGUCCUGGCUUGGAUAAGUUGUCUCCGAGAGCCCACAAAUGUGUCUUCUUAGGAUUCCCCCGCUCACAAAAAGGGUAUAAGUGUUUCUCUCCUUCCCUCAACCGUCAUUUUAUCUCCGCUGAUGUCACCUUUGACGAGUCUUCUUUUUACUUCACACACCCC
Messenger RNA from Vigna unguiculata (cowpea), 2351 nucleotides. Lineage: Eukaryota; Viridiplantae; Streptophyta; Magnoliopsida; Fabales; Fabaceae. The record is from RefSeq and is a predicted model, not a curated record.